UUGGUAGCUUAUGGUUUCAUUCAUCCUUAAUUAGAAACCAGGUAGCCAUUAAAUCCCCUUCUCACCGUAUCGACUCCUCAGGGGCGUCGCUCUCGCUUUCUUGUGCUCUCCGGCAAACAAAAAAGCGCUACCCUACAAUCCACUGAAAGCAAGAUCUUCUCCUCGCUUGCCAUAAUCGAAAGAAGUCAAGGUAGAAGUCAGAUCAUAUUUCUUCCUCAAAUGAGUGAAGAGCUAGCUAUGAUUUCAGUAAAUUCUGAGGAUGAUAAGAGAAAAGGAGUAGCAACAACAAAUUCUACAGGAAAGCCACAAACCAUAGCUUUACCAUCUUCUUCAAAGAGCGAUGAGAAGCUUCUUCCUCAUUACAUGAGACCUUGUACUGGUUCCUGCCAUGAUUUCUGCAAAUAUGGAACUAAGCAUGUUUAUGAUAAGGAAAAGAGAGUAGCAACAACAACUUCAACAGGAAAGCCACAUACCAUAGCUUUUCCACCUUCUUCAAAGAGCGAUGAGAAGUUUCUUCCUCAUUACAUGAGACCUUCUUCUGGUUCUUGCCAUGAUUUCUGCAAAUAUGGAAUUAAGCAUGUUUAUGAUGGAAAACAGAGUCAAUCAAAUUUUAUGACUCAACCACAGAGAAGGCAGACACUGCAGCUGAAGAAAAGUUCAGUUAAUGCAAAAGAUGAACUCACUAAUAAGAUCGAAUUGAUCGAGCAGACAGAUCUGCCAUCUGAGAAGAUAAUUCGGGUUCCGGAUUCACCUACCAAUCCGGCAGGAGGAUUGGCUCAUGAAUUCUCAGUCUUAGAUCGUAAUGCUGGAUCGCAAGACCAAAUAAAUGAUCCAUGUCUUGAUCAUCCAGUUGCUGAUAAAGAUGAAAAAGCGUUUGAUGAUUCUGUGCCCGCUGCAGCUGAGGUGCAAGAAUCAACUUAUCGAUCCAGUGGAUUGUUUCUAGAACCUGUAACCGCGAGACUCGAAAGACAGAGAAUGCAGAAUGAUGUUGCAAAUGAAGAGCAUGCGGCCGUGGCUCAGGUAGGAGGAUCAUGUGAGGAGCAGCCUGUUAGAAUAAAGUUCAUGUUUUCAUCAGCAAUUCAGAAAGGUGUUGCCUCUUCUGAGCAUAAAAGUAGAGAUCCAUCAGAAGGAUUGUCGGUGAAGCAAGGAAGCAUCGAGUUGAUAAUUGCAACUCCCAUCACUGAUAACAUUGCUUCUGCAGAGUACCAAACAGCCAAUGGAGCAGACAAAUCAUAUGAUGAACUGAUCGAGAUCAAGAUGAAGAGGCUUCCUGGAUCAUCUGAUGGGCCGUCAAGCUUGACACCGAAGAAUUACACCAGCAAAGCAUCUGCUGAGUGCAGACCUGUCAUUUGGGCAGAAGUAUCAUCCGAGGAAGUUUCGAUCGUGAAUCUAAAGACUCCAGCAAUUCAGAAGAGCACAGCAUCUGCUACCCAUAAACCAACUGAUCCAGCAAGAUUGAAGAGUUUGAGCUCAGGUGACAAAACAAAGAUAGAGGUGAACAAGUUGAAGAAUCAGAAAGGAAGCUUUGGUCUCAAUGUGAGAAACAUGAUUGCAACCGAGUUCAAUCCAGACAAGUCAUAUCUCAAAACCUUGAAACAGAAGCUCAGGAAACACAAACCAUGUCCAGAUAGGAAAGGAGAAAGUGAGGAAUGUGGUCCUAAAAGGAGUGGAGAGAAUGAACCUAAUUUGCACAGAGAAGUAUCUCAGAGAACCUACAGAGGUGUUCCAGAAAGCACAGUAAAGAGUAGACUAAGAAGUACUAGUGUCAACUCAGAAGAUGGUGUUGUGACUCCUCACAAGUUAAACUUCAGCAGAGGCAAGAUGAUCAACCUUCACUCCGAAAACAAUAGUCCAAAAAGACUUGGUUUCAGGCAGGUCAAGUUGAUGGAUGGCAAUCAGAAUGGUGAAGGAAAACAGAUGAAGAGCUCUAUAAAAAGAGUGGAAUCGGAUGGUGCAGAGUCAGAUACAUCUCCAGGGGAGGCUACCAACAUUGUUUUGAGACAUCAAGAUGUGCAGGACAAGAGAGACACACAAAGCUUGCUCAACCAAGUGAUAAAGGAAACUGCAAGUAAGCUUCUUGAGGCCAGGAAGAGCAAAGUUAAGGCCUUGGCUGAUGCUUUUGAGACUGUCAUCAAUCUUCAAGAAAGCCAAGUAGCUGCUUCCCACUAGUUGCAGUUGCCUGACAACCUUGCGAUGCUUGGCUUUGUGUUCAUGGAUGCGAUUACUCUAUAAUUAUGCUUCUUGGAUUAGUGAAAGGACUUCACUGGGAGGAUCUUGGCACAAGUUUAUGAAGCUAUUUGGAGAGGAAGAUACUUGAGAAAGUUGGAUUUCCUUCAGGUUUCCUCAUAUCCUUUGAGCACUAGUUUGAUUGCUCUGUGCUUAUCCUAUCCUAUUACAUGUUGAUAACCCCAAACAAUCUCUGAAAUCGUGAGAUUAAUAUCUGCAUAAUAUCAAUAAAAGAUUUGCAUUUUUAGUAUCGGAUUCAAUUAUCAAUUUGAUGUGUUAAAGUUCAGAAAUCAUCUUUGCAAUGCACUUUAGCAUAGAAAUGUUGAGCCAAAUUUAGAUGCCCUCUCUCUCUCUCUCUCUCUCUCUAAGAUAAGGCUGCAGUGUUUUGGGUUGUGGGAGAAUCCAAUUCGCCUGCUGUGUACAGGCCACAACCCCCUUCCAAAGGCUGCCAUCUCCCUCUUUAUCCCUCCGCUUUCCCACUGCACAACAACAAGAAGGAGAUAUGAAUCUGCGAGCACUCCCUCCCAUCAUAUCUCCUCUCCUUUUCCCCC
Molecule: messenger RNA, 2777 nt
Organism: Musa acuminata AAA Group (dessert banana)
Lineage: Eukaryota; Viridiplantae; Streptophyta; Magnoliopsida; Zingiberales; Musaceae
Exons: 2
Coding region: 220-2169 (649 amino acids)
Molecular function (GO): calmodulin binding
Source: RefSeq, a predicted model, not a curated record